AUGUUUGGUUCAUACGGAUCCUACAGCUCCAUGUGUGCUGCUUCAGCGCCCAUGGAUAUCACCUCCCGCAGCCUCAGCGCUCACGACUCCACCUGCGCCUUUCCCUCGUGGCCUCGCCGGUCUUCCCUCUCCGAGUCUGACCGCGAGGAGCGCCCGACGUCCUAUCUCUCCGACGACGACCUCUUCCUCAGCGAUCCCUUCGACGACGACACCCGCUCCGUCUCCAGUGCUGGCAGCGCCUCUUCACCCGCCCACUCCCAGGGUGCCAUCUCUCCUCCUCACAUCAUCACCGACGCUGAGAUCCUCGAGAUGGAGCGCGAGCGCCUAGCCAUGCAGCGAGAGUUUGUCCGCGGCAUCGUCAGCGAGAAGGAGCGUCGCCGCGCCGCCGCCCGCAAGCAGCGCAAGAGCAGCCCUAGCUCCAAGAAGAGUCCCAAGAGCAAGCUCAGCUCCAUGGCUCCCAUCGCGGAAUCCCAUUCCGGAUUUCAUCGACUACGACACUAUCUACUCAUACGCGCUGGCGCAACACUCGACACCAGCUUAAUACUCAACACUCUAUUCACCGGCGAUGACGACAUUCGCCCGGCGGCACAGGCCAAAGGCGAUUCUGGCCACCCCCACAACACACCGCAACUGAUGCGCACCCGAGGCAGCCUACAACGUGGCACGGGGAUGCAGAGGGCUGACUGCAACGCAACCCCAAAAGGCAUGACUCAGAAAGGCGGGCAAACCUCGAGGGCCAAAGUGGAGGCCAUCGUUCCGACCGGUGCCGAGCCCUCGGUCGCUUGCCGGGUAGAUGGCGAUGCCAGCAGUGGGGCAAAGUCCCUCCGCGCCGGAUAA
Messenger RNA from Ilyonectria robusta, 837 nucleotides. RefSeq lists its product as uncharacterized. The transcript is spliced from 2 exons. The coding region runs from base 1 to 837 and encodes 278 amino acids. Lineage: Eukaryota; Fungi; Ascomycota; Sordariomycetes; Hypocreales; Nectriaceae. The record is from RefSeq and is a predicted model, not a curated record.